AUGGUGCCAUUAUCACUACGUGGUGGUGGUGUUGGGAGGAAUUUGACGGGGAGAGGAGCCACAGUGUUGGAAAGGUGNCAAUCAAUGGUGCCAUUAUCACUACGUGGUGGUGGUGUUGGGAGGAAUUUGACGAGUGUUAAGGCCCGUCAGAUCUUCGACAGCCGUGGUAACCCUACGGUCGAGGUUGAUGUGCAUCUAAAGAAUGGAACCUGGGCAAGAGCUGCUGUUCCUAGUGGUGCCUCCACUGGAAUUUAUGAAGCCCUUGAAUUGAGGGAUGGAGGAUCAGACUACCUUGGAAAGGGUGUCGCUAAGGCUGUUAACAAUGUCAACUCCAUCAUUGGUCCUGCUCUCAUUGGCAAGGACCCAACUGAUCAGACUGGUCUCGAUAACUUCAUGGUUCAACAACUUGAUGGAACUCAGAAUGAGUGGGGUUGGUGCAAGCAAAAGCUCGGUGCCAAUGCCAUAUUGGCUGUCUCACUUGCUGUGUGCAAAGCUGGAGCUGCUGUCCUCAAUAUUCCCCUUUACAAGCACAUUGCAAACCUAGCUGGUAACAAGAAGCUGGUGUUGCCAGUUCCUGCUUUUAAUGUCAUCAAUGGUGGAUCACAUGCUGGAAACAAAUUGGCCAUGCAGGAAUUUAUGAUUCUUCCUGUUGGAGCUUCUUCAUUUAAGGAGGCUAUGAAGAUGGGUGUCGAAGUAUAUCAUAAUUUGAAGGCUGUUAUUAAGAAGAAGUAUGGCCAAGAUGCUACCAAUGUUGGUGAUGAGGGUGGCUUCGCUCCUAACAUUCAGGAGAACAAAGAAGGUCUUGAAUUGCUCAAGACAGCCAUUGCCAAAGCAGGUUAUACAGGAAAAGUUGUCAUUGGAAUGGAUGUUGCUGCAUCGGAAUUUUAUGGAUCAGACAAGACUUAUGAUUUGAACUUCAAAGAAGAGGCAAGUUUCCACUAUAUGUUGCUUCUCUGUGCUGUUAUUAAGAAGAAGUAUGGCCAAGAUGCUACCAAUGUUGGUGAUGAAGGUGGCUUCGCUCCUAACAUUCAGGAGAACAAAGAAGGUCUUGAAUUGCUCAAGACAGCCAUUGCCAAAGCAGGUUAUACAGGAAAAGUUGUCAUUGGAAUGGAUGUUGCUGCAUCAGAAUUUUAUGGAUCAGACAAGACUUAUGAUUUGAACUUCAAAGAAGAGAACAACGAUGGCUCGCAAAAAAUUUCAGGUGACCAGCUCAAAGAUCUCUACAAAUCCUUUGUUUCUGAGUAUCCAAUUGUAUCCAUUGAAGAUCCCUUCGAUCAAGAUGACUGGGAGCACUAUGCCAAGCUAACUGAUGAAAUUGGAGCUCAAGUACAGAUUGUGGGAGAUGAUCUCUUGGUCACCAAUCCCAAGAGAGUUGAGAAGGCAAUCAAUGAGAAUACUUGUAAUGCUCUUCUUCUCAAGGUAAACCAAAUUGGAUCUGUGACUGAGAGUAUUGAAGCUGUAAAAAUGUCCAAGAAAGCUGGUUGGGGUGUGAUGGCCAGUCACCGCAGUGGAGAGACUGAAGACACUUUCAUUGCUGAUCUCUCCGUUGGUUUGGCAACGGGACAAAUUAAGACCGGAGCUCCAUGCAGGUCAGAACGUCUUGCAAAAUACAACCAGCUAUUGAGGAUUGAAGAGGAACUUGGAUCAGAGGCUGUGUAUGCAGGAGCAAGCUUCCGUGCACCCGUUGAGCCCUACUAG
Messenger RNA from Fraxinus pennsylvanica, 1698 nucleotides. Lineage: Eukaryota; Viridiplantae; Streptophyta; Magnoliopsida; Lamiales; Oleaceae. The record is from the annotation of a GenBank genome assembly.